CAUCCAAAAAAAACAUCAAACGUACCAUCCAUCCUAUCCGCAUAACAACUUCUCCUCGUAACAAACGAAGAAAUUCUCUGUAAAGUUAAUCUAGAGAGAGAAACCAACAAAGAGGAGAGAGAAGGAGAGAGAGAGAGAGAUCCAUGAGGAGGUCAUUUGGGGCUAACGGAGGAAUGGGCGGUGGCGGAGGAAUGCUAAGAACAGUUCAAAGGGCAGUUAGGGCUGGUGUUGGUGGUUCAGCCCAAGAACCCUUUUCUCACUCCACAGCCACCAAUUCCUCAACUACCACCAGAUCCACUUACAAACCCACCACUUCAAACCUUCUCUCUCUCUCCUCUUCAACUUCUUCUUCAUUUCACCAUCCUGUAUCUUCGAUUUCCAACUUACCCAUUUGGCUUGGCUCUUCUUCUUCUACUCCUACUACUUUCAGUGAUGAAUUUGAGUGGGAGUGUGUUGAUGGAAUUGAAGAUGAAAAAGGUGUAUGUGCUUUUUAUGAUGAUUUUGUUUUUGGGUCUGUUCCAUCUGAGGACGAAGUUCAACAUGCUCUCUCUUCUCUUCAGCAGGUCCUUGACCCAGCCUCCUUUUCACAGUUCAUCAAAGAUAGACUUGCUUAUAAUUCCAACAACAACGUUGCAGAUGAAAUUACUAGCCCAACUGGUCUGGUGACCCGAGUUUCUUCAGUUGGGACAGAGUUAGAUUGGAUUGAACCCUCAAUGCAACUAUGUAAUCCAAGGAUGUUGCAGCAUCAUGGAUCUGACAGAGUUUAUGAUGCUUUCAAUUUAUUGCAGACUGAUCCUUCCAUUCAGAGGAUGGUCAUUUCAUUAUCAUCUGAUAAAGCUGUUUGGGAUGCUGUUUUGAGCAAUGAGGUGGUGCGGGAGCUCAGAGAGUCACUAAGUGAAGCUGACAACAAUGUACUUGAGAACCUGGAUGACUGUUCUGAUGGCGGCUCCAAAGCAGCAACAAACAUACUGAGUUGGAUUUUUGACAAUACUAAGGCGAAAGUGAUGGAACUAAUCGAUAAAGUUAUGAAGCUAGUGAAUGAGUUGUUUCAACCUCCAGAGGAUGAAAAGAAGACAACAGGAGGAGCAGCCACGGACUCAUUUCAGGAAAAACUGCGAACUUCGUUCAUGCUCUCCAUUGUGGUCCUCUUGAUUGUGGUUGUGAGUCGAGCCCAUAGGGCUUGAUCUUAAUCUGACGACACGACAAAGGUGACCUCCAUUGACUCACUUAGUUCCCAGUUGAUGAUUGAAUUAUUGAAGAACGUUGGUUUGACGUAAGUUUACUGUAAAAUAUAUAAAUUUGAACUUGGGUUUUGGCUGGUUUUGUGUAUGAUAUGGGGAAUGUAUAAAUGGAAGGCUGUGUUUGUUGGAAAAAGUAAAUGUCAAACUUCUCUUCUUGUUAAAGCUUCUUUGAAUAUUCCAAUAUUA
This is a messenger RNA of Camellia sinensis, 1427 nucleotides long. RefSeq lists its product as uncharacterized. The record is from RefSeq and is a predicted model, not a curated record. NCBI's taxonomy places the organism in Eukaryota, Viridiplantae, Streptophyta, Magnoliopsida, Ericales, Theaceae.